This is a messenger RNA of Eriocheir sinensis (Chinese mitten crab), 4876 nucleotides long. Its product is annotated as zinc finger and SCAN domain-containing protein 12-like. Gene Ontology annotation, cellular component: nucleus. Gene Ontology annotation, biological process: regulation of transcription by RNA polymerase II. The transcript is spliced from 3 exons. Bases 1086 to 3629 code for a protein of 847 amino acids. The record is from RefSeq and is a predicted model, not a curated record. Gene Ontology annotation, molecular function: RNA polymerase II cis-regulatory region sequence-specific DNA binding; DNA-binding transcription activator activity, RNA polymerase II-specific. Lineage: Eukaryota; Metazoa; Arthropoda; Malacostraca; Decapoda; Varunidae.
CUGGCCCUGCUUCCUCCGCCACAGCGUCAGGAGUCUACCAGGGGGCCAGAACUUCACUUAUUUCCACAUUGGUUACCCUUAUUUCCUAUUUGCCCUUACUCCCUCUUUGCUCGGGGGUCUACCAGGGAGCCAGAAGUCCACUUUUUUCCACUUAUUUCCACAUUACUUGGCCUUAUUUCCACUGUUACAGCCUCAGGAGUCUACCAGGGGGCCAGAACUCCACUUAUUUCCACAUUGGUUGCCCUUAUUUCCCAUUUGUUCGGGUGUCUACCAAGCGGUCAAAAACUUGCUUGCUUACUUGAUGUUGUUGCAGGCUGCUUAGGAAGACGUCCAGGUGUUUUUUGUAUGUCUCCACGGGGCAGUUUGUGAGGUUCUGGUGUACCAGUCUGUAUUUCCCCCCGUCUGAGAUUCCCCCAAGGGAAAUUUUGGCGUGGGAUAUAUCUCCCCCAGGGGGAAUUUUGACCCAGGAUAAUAUUCCCCCUUCCUGGCCAAUAAUCACACCCCCCCCCUCACACACACACACACACAUAACUGUCAAUCUUUUAACAAUACUGAUGUAAUAUAUACAAGAAGUGAAUGUUCACAAUUAUGGCCGUGACGAGUCAACACACCUCAUUACAAAACAUUAACUCCAACAUAGCGAGGCAAACUGGCGGUGGCCGAGUGGUUAGCGUGCCGGUCCAGCAUUCGCUGUGUUGUGGAUAACAUGGGUUCGAAUCUGCCACUAACCACCUGGGAUUUUUCAGUCACCGCCGAGUGGCCUGAGACUACCCACAUGCUGUCCUGAAGACCACCCAUCAGCCCGGGCUCAAAAAGAAGCUGUGCAAGUGAAAUCAAAAGCUGAAUGGUAGAGACCAAAGAAGAGCUCCCAGCAGUCUGCCAGACACCUUUGAGGGACAUCAAGAACAGGCUGCCUCACUGCCCUCUGAAAACUCACUGCAGGCCAUACUGAAGACUGUGCUAAGAGCUGAAUGCUAAGCCUUCACAGCCAGACCAUGCUGAAGACAUUGCUGAGUGCUCUAAUAUAAGCACAGACGGCAAACGUCCCUUCAGUGGGUGGGGCGGCAGCAGCACUCCCCAUCGCCAUGAAUCAGCAGGUCUUUCAGGACUCCGUAGACCCCCGCUGCUUCAUGCUGGUGGACGGGCAGGCGGUCAGCGUGGUACCGGGGAACAGCGAGGUGCCGCAACUCCUCUCGGAACAGGAUGCCAGGUUGGGGCGAACGAGGGAAGGGAAGAGUGACAUAAGGAUGGUGCAGGUGGGGGGUGAGAGGGACAAAAGUGGUAUAAAGGAGGAUCCCUUUGAGGAGGUGUUGGGGAUGAAGGACGAGAAGAUGGAGGUGAGAGGGAUGGUGCAGGUGGUGCAUGUGGAGGGUGGUAAGACACUGGAGGUAAUGCACUUAGACACUGGGAAGCAGCUGCAGGUGAUCCACAUCGAGGGAGGCGGGAAACUGGAUGAGGGUAGGGCGAGGGUAGGCCAGGUGGGGGGUGGGAUGCAGCGAGUGAGGCGUGUUGUCAGCUACCCCCAUCGCAGGCAUCACACUGCCCCAGGCCUGCGUUCCCUGGGCCAGCAGGUGACGCAGCCAGUCGUUCUGUCUGCUGGGCAGGGUGGUCUUGUGCCUGGCCACUCGUACCGCCGCCUUCCCUCUGGCAACAUCACAUCACACGAGAUGGACUCCAACACCAUCAUAUCUGGCGACAAGGAGGGUCUUGGAGGCACAGAGGUGGCCCUAGACGAGGCCAUCGUCAUCUCCUGGCCCCCCAUCACCCAGAAGCUUAAUAACUCAGUAGGCACCCAGACGGAGCCCUGCAAGGACCUGGGACUCAGCCUCAACCUCUUCUCCUGCACCUUUCAUGUUGACGGCUGCGUGGAGACCUACUGUGACCUCCCCUUGCAGGACAGCACGAGUUUGUCCACUGGCAGCAGGGCACGCUGCAGGGACAAGAGGAAACUGUGGGGCCAGCACCCUAGAGGGGAGGAGGAGGAAAAGGCUCUUCUCUCUGUGGAGGAAAUACCAGAGGAAGAUGAAGAGCUGAGGCAGAAAGAAACAAACCGGCGAUUCUCUCGUAGCGGCCGUGUCCUCAAGGGCAAAGGGCUACUGUUCAAGGCUGACUUAGGGGCCUCUGAGGAGGACCUUGAGGGAGACCCAGAUUUUGAAGUGCCUGAGGAGGAGAAAGCAGAGGAUGCUGCCCCCCAGAGCAUCCCCCUCCGGAGGAAAAGGGGAAGGAAGCGUAAGAGGCGGCCUCCACCUCCAUCCCCUGACGGCUUUGAGCAGGACCUGCAGCUGGCCGACAGUGAGCAUGAGGAGGGGGAGGUGAAAGAGGAUGAGGAGAAGAUUGAUGUGAAGGAUGAGCAGGUGGAUGGGAAACCUAAAAGUGAGAGUGAGGUGGCUCAGGAGGUUGUGCGCAAGAAGGGCUACAGUCUGCGCACCAAGCGGCGGCCCAAAAAGCUGACAGACAUGCACUACCUCAAGGAGCAGCUGGUGCGGCGAGAUCAGCCAGACAGCGACCGCCUCCUCACGUGCCGGGUGUGCAACCACCCCUUCCCCACCUUCCCCAAGCUGCAGCGCCACGCCAAGCAGGAACACGGCCUCACUAACUUCUCCUUCCCGUGCGACGUGUGUGGCAUUGCCUUCACGCGGCCCAACAACCUGGAGCGCCACAAGGACACCAAGCACGGCACUGGACAGAAGCGCUACGCCUGCGAGCUCUGCAACCGCCGCUUCGCCCGGCAGGACGUCCUGUCGGUUCAUGUGUCCAUGGUCCAUCUGCGGCGGACCGGCGGGCUGAAGGGGCCGCUUGGCAACGCUGCCGGCCACCACUGCACUGGCUGUGACAACUACUUCUCCCAUGAGCGGCGGCUAAACGAGCACCGUCGAGGCGACUUUACCUGCAAGGAGUGCAACAUUUCCUUCGAGUGUCGCACCGCCCUGCGCCUCCACCUCUACAGGAGCCACCCCACUGCCUGCACUGACUGUGGCAAGGUCUGUAACAACAAGCAGCAGAUGUACUUCCACCGGAUGAGUCACACUCCCAAGCUAUUUUGCAAGUUCUGUGAGAAGGGGUUUAUGUGGCGGUCACAGUACGUGGUGCACAUGGCCACACACACGGGGGACCGCCCGGUGCCUUGCGAUGUAUGCGGCAGGACUUUCGCACACAAGGUGGCCGUCACCAAACACAAAUGGCAGGAGCACAAUGAGAACAACAGGAAAUUCAAGUGCGAGCAGUGCGGCAAGUCCUUUGUGUACCGCGGCAAGCUGGCCUCCCACAUGCGCAGCCACACUGGUGAGAAGCCGUACACCUGCCACGCCUGCCCCUCAACCUUCACCCAGCGCUCCAACCUCACCGCGCACGUCAAGAGUGUUCACGGCGUGGUGAUCAAGUCGGUCAAGAGUGAUGGCACAAUGCACACUGAGGUCGUCAAGUACAAACGCCCUAAGAAGGCCCCUGCCCCCUCCUCUGCACCCCCCAGUACAGAGGUGGGGAGCGCAGGGGUUUCCCAGGAGGUGGAGCUGUCCCCUGCUGCCCCCCAGCCACCUCACAUAGACAUUCAGGACCAAGUGCAAGUGUCUGAGUCAUCGCUAGAGACUGAAGCAGCUGUGUAUCAGAUUGUGUAUGCCUACCCCCAGUGAGCACCCCUACAUCCCUUUACCUCCUCCAUGCCCCACUCUUAGGCCCAUGAGUAGUACCCUCCAUCUCACCACCACCCUCCUCUCAGGCCCCCUGGUUUAGGGUAUGUAUGUAGGGUCAGUUUUACACCCUUCCAGUUAGUACUCACAGCAGGGAAAAAAUGACUGGAAAGUUGAAAGUUAGGGUUGAUUGAGGAUCUGGGCAGCAUGUGGGUAAUCUUCUGCCACUUGGCAAUGAUUAGAAAGAUCAGUGUGUUUUGGUGAAACUCAAACCUAGGUCCAUGGGUUAACCACGCCCACAUGCUGACCACUCGGCCACCGCCUCACCUGCACCAUAAUGGGCUGUGGCUGACCACCAGGCCUCACCAAGAAAGCCUACUGGUGCCAUGGGCAAAAUAUAAAAACAAAAAAAGUGAAAUGUAAAGAAAAAUAAUAAUAAUUUCAUCAAUAUGACUUUAGUCAAUGUAAUUCAUUUUUAUAUGUCAGCUUAGCUUUUCAGAGUUAUUUUUCCUGAUGUGUGUUCUAAGUGUGGUGGUGUAAAUCCAAGCUGCUCCGCUGAUUCAUGUAUCUAUUGGAAAGCUGUAUUGCUUGGCAACUUUCCAACAUCUUUUCCAACAUCCUUUCAUGCCCUUCAGUUCCUCCCCCACCCCAUGCAAACAGAUCCUCUAUCCAUCUGACUGCUGUGUGUGUGUGUGUGUGUGUGUGUGUGUGUGUGUGUGUGUGUGUGUGUGUGUGUGUGUGUGUGUGUUUACUUAUUUGUAGUCUACCAGGCCCGAGCUAAGAUCUUAUAUUCUCAUCUUCAUAUCUACAUUCAUCCAGCCUUUCCUUCAUUUGUUGGACACUGUUCGCCUCCACCACCUCUUCCCGCAAGCUGUUCCAUGUGUUAAUACUUCUGUGUGGAAAACUAUACUUUUUUUAAGUCACUCAAAGUUCAGGUUCCUUUACUGGGUGUGUGUGUUGCUGCAGGACUUGCAUCCAUCAUCAAGACUUUGCUCUCCUGCCCUUGUGAUAAUUACGAUGGAGACUAAUUUAAUUUAUCUACAUUCAUUUCAUCUAUAACAAAAUGCAUAGCUCAUUAAAGUGCUCAUCCUUGUCAUGUGAAUUUGGGAAGAACAGUGAUGAAUUACAUGGCAUCUUCUGAUUUGUAUCCUGUGUCAAUAGUGUACAGUUGUAAGUUGCAAAGGUUUAAGAAGUAAGAAAUCAUGAGAAAAGUGCCAUUAUAGCCACAACAAUAAAUUUACAAGGAAUAA